AUGGACAGCCGGAGCCAGGCACCCCUCAAGUCCAGCAGCUUCUCCUCGGCCACCUCCAACAAGGCCACCCGGGAGGUCGACCGCAACCUCUCCCUCGGCGCCCUCCGGCAUGGCGAUCACGACCGGAGGGGCGCCCCCGCCGGCGCAGCCACCUGGGAGCAGAUCAACGAGGAAGGCGAGGAAGAGGAUGAUGACGGGAGCGGCGAGCCGGGCCCGGGCGUGUCCGCCUUGUCGGGGGAGAUCGAUGCCUUCAUCGCGGGGCACGACGCGGGCGUGAGCAUCCCGGAGGCCACGCUCGAGAGGUUCGCCGCCGCCGUCGAGCAGGAGAUCGCGCAGUCCGAGAAGGCUCGGGAUAAGUGGGCGGCCGACGGCAACGGCGAGUUGCUCCUCGCGGCCAUCGCGCGCGUCGCAGCGCUCGCGUCCGUGCUCGCCAAGAACACGGAGGCCAGCGCCAAGUACGCCUCUGGCGCGCACCGGGUCACCGCCGUGCUGCACCAUGCCAUGUCGUUCCUCGAGGACGAGUUCCACGCGCUGCUCGAGCCCAAGGCGGCCGACACCUGCAAGCUGGCAAGACGGCCGGCGUCCUUCGAGCAGGGAGGGCACGAGGCCGACCGGUGCGUCCUCCGGCCGCCGGACAACGCCGCCCACUCCGCCCAUGCAGAAUCCACGCAGACGUACCCGCCGGAGACCGUGGACCGGCUGCGGUCCAUCGCUGACACCAUGGUGGGCGCCGGGUACGUGACGGAGUGCACGCAGAUGUUCCUGGUGGCGCGCCGGAACGCGUUCGACGCGUCGCUGCGGGCGCUCGGGUACGACAAGGCCAGCAUCGACGACGUGGUGCGGAUGACGUGGGAGGCGCUGGAGACGGAGAUCGCGACGUGGAUCAAGGCGUUCCGGCACACCAUCCAGCCCGUCCCGGGCGGAGCCGUGCACCCGCUCACACGCUACGUCAUGAACUACCUCAAGUACACGUGCGAGUACAACAGCACGCUGGAGCAGGUGUUCCGGGAGCACCGCCGCCGGGACGACGGCGGCGACAACCCGUUCGCGGCGCAGCUGACGGACGUGAUGGAGCUCCUGAACACGAACCUAGAAGGGAAGUCGCGGCUGUACAAGGACCCGGCCCUGAGCAACAUCUUCCUCAUGAACAACGGGCGGUACAUGCUGCAGAAGAUCAGGGGAUCGCCGGAGACGAACGCCAUGCUGGGCGAGACCUGGGCUCGAAAGCAGUCCACCAACCUGAGGCAGUACCACAAGAACUACCAGAGGGAGACGUGGAACCGCGUGCUGACGCUGCUCCGCGACGACGGCGUGCUCACCGUGAAGGGCCACGUGCAGAAGCCGCAGGUCAAGGAUAGGUUCAAGCAGUUCAACUCCGCCAUGGACGAGAUCCACAAGACACAGGGCGCGUGGGUGGUGAGCGACGAGCAGCUGCAGUCCGAGUUGCGGGUGUCCAUCGCCGCCGUGGUCGUGCCGGCGUACCGGUCGUUCCUGGGACGGUUCGCGCAGACGUUCAGCGCCGGCAGGCAGACGGAGAAGUACAUAAAGCUCAGCGGAGAGGACGUGGAGGGGAUCAUCGACGAGCUCUUCGAUGGCAACCCGUCAUCCAUGACUAGGAGGAGGUAG
This is a messenger RNA of Lolium rigidum, 1626 nucleotides long. RefSeq lists its product as uncharacterized. Gene Ontology annotation, biological process: exocytosis. Lineage: Eukaryota; Viridiplantae; Streptophyta; Magnoliopsida; Poales; Poaceae. The coding region runs from base 1 to 1626 and encodes 541 amino acids. The transcript is spliced from 2 exons. Gene Ontology annotation, molecular function: phosphatidylinositol-4,5-bisphosphate binding. The record is from RefSeq and is a predicted model, not a curated record. Gene Ontology annotation, cellular component: exocyst.